This is a messenger RNA of Setaria italica (foxtail millet), 414 nucleotides long. RefSeq lists its product as uncharacterized. The coding region runs from base 1 to 414 and encodes 137 amino acids. The transcript has a single exon. Gene Ontology annotation, molecular function: nucleic acid binding. The record is from RefSeq and is a predicted model, not a curated record. Lineage: Eukaryota; Viridiplantae; Streptophyta; Magnoliopsida; Poales; Poaceae.
AUGGCAGUGUACUGCAAUGAAGUCCGCAAGCUCGAAGACAAGUUUAACGGUCUGGAACUCAACCACGUCGCAAGACAUUUCAACAAGGCAGCUGACCAACUAGCGAAGGCGGCAUCCGGCCAAAAGCCCAUCCCCGAUGGCGUCUUCAUCAGCAACCAAUACAAGCUCUCAAUCCGUUACAAGGAGCUGGGAGGGGUCGGCGACACGCCACCUGUCCCAGACUCAGGAGCCGACCUAGGAGAGGUCAGCAACGCGCCACCUAUCCUGGACUCGGAGGCCGAUCCCUCUGACCCUGAGGUCAUGGAGAUCGACAUGAACACAGCAGAGGGGCCCAAUCCCCCGCCUAACUGGAGAUCCUCGUACCUUGACUACCUUAUCCACGAGUUGCUCCCAACGGACAAGACGAAGGCGUGA